AUGCAGGUCUGGCGGGAGAGGUGGAGAGGUGCAGAGGAGCGGAGUCAGGAAGAGCGAGCGGAGAGGAUCGAGAGGGAGACGGAGUAUUACGAGGGGGGGGGGGGGGGGGGGGGGGAGGGAGGGGGGAGGGGAGGGGGGGGGGGGAGGGAGGGGGGAGGGGGGGGGAGGGGGGGGGGGGGAGGGGGGGGGGGGGGGGGGGGGGGGGGGAGGGGGGGGAGGGGGGGGGGGGGGGGGGAGGGGGGGGGGGGGGAGGGGGGAGGGGGGGGGGGGGAGGGGGGGGGAGGGGGAGGGGGGGGGGGGGGGGGAGGGGGGGGGGGGUGGGCAGGGGACGGGGCGAGCGGGGGGGGAGGGGGGGGGGGGGGAGGAGGAGGGGGAGGGGGGGGGGGGGGGGGGGAGGGGGAGAGGGGGGAAGGGGGGGGGGAGGCGGGGGGGGAGGGGGGGGGGGGAGGGGGGGGAGGGGGGGGGGGGGGGGGGGGGGGGGAGGGGGGGGGGGGGGGGGGAGGGGGGGGGGGGGGGGGGAGGGGGGGGAGGGGGGGGGGGGGGGGGGGGGGGGGGGGGGGAGGGGGGGGGGGAGGGGGGGGGAGGGGGGGGGGGGGGGAGGGGGGGGGGGGGGGGGGGGAGGGGGGGGGGGGGGGGGAGGGGGGGGGGGAGGGGGGGGGGGGGGGGGGGGGGGGGGGGAGGGGGGAGGGGGGGGGGGGAGGGGGGGGGGGGGGGGGGGGGGGGGGGGGGAGGGGGGGGGGGGGGGGGAGGGGGGGGGGGGGGAGGGGGGGGGGGGGGGGGGGGGGGGGGGGGGGGGGGGAGGGGGGGGGGGGGGGGAGGGGGGGGGGGGGGGGGGGGGGGGGAGGGGGGGGGGGGGGGGGGGGGGGGGGGGGGGGAGGGGGGGGGGGGGGGAGGGGGGGGGGGGGGGGAGGGGGGGAGGGGGGGGGGGGGGGGGAGGGGGGGGAGGGGGGGGGAGGGGAGGGGGGGGGGGGGGGGAGGGGGGGGGGGGGGGGGGAGGGGGAGGGGGAGGGUGAGGGUGAGGGGGGGGGGGAGGGGGUGGGGGGGGGGGGGGGGGGGGGGGGGGGUGGGGGGGGGGGGGGGGGGGGGGGGGAGGGGGGGGGAGGGGGGGGGGGGAGGGGGGGGGGGGGGGGGGGGGGGGGAGGGGGGGGGGGGGGGGGGGGGGGGAGGGGGGGGGAGGGGGGGGGGGGGGGAGGGGGGGGGGAGGUGUGGAGGGGGGGGGGGUGGGGGGGGGGGGGAGGGGGGGGGGGGGGGGGGGGGGGGGAGGAAGUGAGGGGGGGUGGUGGGGGGGGGGAGGGGGGGGGGGGGAGGGGGGGGGGGGGGGGGGGGGGGGGGGAGGGGGGGAGGGGGGGGGGGGGGGGGGAGGGGGGGGGGGGGGGGGGGGGGGGGGGGGGGAGGGGGGGGGGGGGGGGGGGGGGGGGGGGGGAGGGGGGGGGGGAGGGGGGGGGGGAGGGGGGGGGGGGGGGGGGGGGGGAGGGGGGGGGGAAGGGGAGGAGGACAGGGGGGGAAACACUUUUGACUGUCUUUUGA
Molecule: messenger RNA, 1527 nt
Organism: Dicrocoelium dendriticum
Lineage: Eukaryota; Metazoa; Platyhelminthes; Trematoda; Plagiorchiida; Dicrocoeliidae
Source: the annotation of a GenBank genome assembly